AUGUACCUCUUUAAGUUCUCUCACCUCUUCAUUCAGUGCUGUGUGCACCUCUUUAAGUUCCCUCACCUCUUCAUUCAGUGCUGUGUGCACCUCUUUAAGUUCUCUCACCUCUUCAUUCAGUGCCGUGUGUACCUCUUUAAGUUCCCUCACCUCUUCAUUCAGUACCGUGUUUACCUCUUUAAGUUCUCUCACCUCUUCAUUCAGUGCUGUGUGUACCUCUUUAAGUUCUCUCACCUCUUCAUUCAGUACCGUGUGUACCUCUUUAAGGUCCCUCACCUCUUCAUUCAGUGCCGUAUGUACCUCUUUAAGUUCUCUCACCUCUUCAUUCAGUGCCGUAUGUACCUCUUUAAGUUCUCUCACCUCUUCAUUCAGUGCCGUGUGUACCUCUUUAAGUUCUCUCACCUCUUCAUUCAGUGCCGUGUGUACCUCUUUAAGUUCCCUCACCUCUUCAUUCAGUACCGUGUGUACCUCUUUAAGUUCCCUCACCUCUUCAUUCAGUGCCGUGUGUACCUCUUUAAGUUCUCUCACCUCUUCAUUCAGUGCCGUGUGUACCUCUUUAAGUUCUCUCACCUCUUCAUUCAGUGCCGUGUGUACCUCUUUAAGUUCUCUCACCUCUUCAUUCAGUGCCGUGUGUACCUCUUUAAGUUCCCUCACCUCUUCAUUCAGUACCGUGUGCACCUCUUUAAGUUCUCUCACCUCUUCAUUCAGUGCCGUGUGUACCUCUUUAAGUUCUCUCACCUCUUCAUUCAGUGCCGUGUGUACCUCUUUAAGUUCUCUCACCUCUUCAUUCAGUGCUGUGUGUACCUCUUUAAGUUCCCUCACCUCUUCAUUCAGUGCUGUGUGUACCUCUUUAAGUUCUCUCACCUCUUCAUUCAGUACCGUGUGCACCUCUUUAAGUUCCCUCACCUCUUCAUUCAGUGCCGUGUGUACCUCUUUAAGUUCCCUCACCUCUUCAUUCAGUACCGUGUGUACCUCUUUAAGUUCCCUCACCUCUUCAUUCAGUACCGUGUGCACCUCUUUAAGUUCUCUCACCUCUUCAUUCAGUGCUGUGUGUACCUCUUUAAGUUCCCUCACCUCUUCAUUCAGUACCGUGUGCACCUCUUUAAGUUCCCUCACCUCUUCAUUCAGUACCGUGUGUACCUCUUUAAGUUCUCUCACCUCUUCAUUCAGUACCGUGUGUACCUCUUUAAGUUCUCUCACCUCUUCAUUCAGUGCUGUGUGUACCUCUUUAAGUUCCCUCACCUCUUCAUUCAGUGCUGUGUGUACCUCUUUAAGUUCCCUCACCUCUUCAUUCAGUGCCGUGUGUACCUCUUUAAGUUCUCUCACCUCUUCAUUCAGUGCUGUGUGUACCUCUUUAAGUUCCCUCACCUCUUCAUUCAGUGCUGUGUGUACCUCUUUAAGUUCCCUCACCUCUUCAUUCAGUACCGUGUGUACCUCUAA
Messenger RNA from Salvelinus namaycush (lake trout), 1440 nucleotides. RefSeq names its product dynein heavy chain-like. NCBI's taxonomy places the organism in Eukaryota, Metazoa, Chordata, Actinopteri, Salmoniformes, Salmonidae. The record is from RefSeq and is a predicted model, not a curated record. The coding region runs from base 1 to 1440 and encodes 479 amino acids. The transcript has a single exon.